AUGAACAUUUUUGCCAACGACGAUCGACCGGUCACGGACACGACGACGGGUGGCAUUUCGGACGGCGACAUCCUAGAGCGCGCGUUCACGGAGACGGACGAGAGUGACAUGCCCAGGAAUCGGCUGUACCGGGCGAUGGAUGAGUAUCUGACGGAGAUGAAGGCGCGUGAGCACUCGCACCCGGCAGUGUCGCUGUCUGGGGGACACAAGCUGAGUGACAAGCACGGAGGGUUCAAGAUCGUGGCAGUGCAUCUUGACUACGGCAACCGCGCCGAGAGCGGAGCCGAGUGUGAAUACGUGCGUCGCUGGGUUGACGAGGUGAAGCGAGCGACCACGAAGCGUGAUGACUACGAGCGCGUGUCGCGGGAGAUCCGGUACUGGGCGUAUGCGGAUGCGGACGGAGCUGCUGAAAGGAGAUCAUGUCAUUGUGCAGGGGAGGAAUAG
Messenger RNA from Phytophthora sojae, 444 nucleotides. RefSeq lists its product as hypothetical. Lineage: Eukaryota; Oomycota; Peronosporomycetes; Peronosporales; Peronosporaceae. The transcript is spliced from 4 exons. Bases 1 to 444 code for a protein of 147 amino acids. The record is from RefSeq and is a predicted model, not a curated record.